AUGAAUCAGAGCAGCAAGCUGUACAUUAACACUAAAAUUGGAAACACCUUCUUCUUUGAGAUAAGCAUUGGGAUCUCAGGCAACAGUAUCCUCCUCUUCCAUGUCCUUAAGUCCAGUCGUGAGCACAAGCCCAGACUCACCGACAUGCCCAUUGGCUUCUUGGCCUUAGUCCACCUACUGAUGCUGCUGGUUCUGAGUGUUAUAGCUACAGAUAUGUUCAUAUUUCAUCAAGGAUGGGAUGACAUCACAUGUAAAUCUCUUGUCUUCUUAUACAGAUUUUUGAGGGGUCUCUCCCUUUGUGCCACCUGCUUGCUGAGUGUUCUCCAGGCCGUCACUCUCAGCCCCCGAUACUCCUGUUUAGCAAGGUUCAAAAAAAAAUUAUCACCAUGUCACAGCUUAUGGUCCUUGUUUGCCCUUUGUUCUGUCUAUUCAUCCAUUUCCAGUAACCUUCUUAUCUACAUAGUUAUCACCCCUAAUGUGACCUCAGACCACUUACUGUAUAUUACCGAAUCCUGCUCUUUUUUACCCUUCAGUUUCCCUGUGAAAUACAUAAUGUCCACAUUGUUCAUCUUCAGGGAAGCAUUCUUUAUUGGUCUCAUGGCACUCUCCAGCGGGUACAUGGUGGUUCUCCUGUGCAGGCACAAGAGGCAGUCCCAGCAUCUUCACAGCACCAGCCUUUCUCCAAGAGCAUCUCCAGAGGAAAGGGCCACCCGGACCAUCCUGCUGCUCAUGGGCUUCUUUGUGCUUAUUUCCUUCUUGGACAGCUUUAUGUCAUUCUCAAGGCAUAUGUUCAAAGAUGAUCCAAUAUUCUACUGUAUCCAGAUUAUUGUGAGCCAUAGCUAUUCCUCAGUCAGUCCCUUUGUGUUCAUCAGCACUGAAAAGGAUAUAAUUAGGCUUUUAAGGUCCACGUGUGAGAGGAUAGUGACUAUUUGA
Onychomys torridus (southern grasshopper mouse) is the source of this 933-nucleotide messenger RNA. RefSeq names its product vomeronasal type-1 receptor 48-like. NCBI's taxonomy places the organism in Eukaryota, Metazoa, Chordata, Mammalia, Rodentia, Cricetidae. The transcript has a single exon. Gene Ontology annotation, cellular component: membrane. Bases 1 to 933 code for a protein of 310 amino acids. The record is from RefSeq and is a predicted model, not a curated record. Gene Ontology annotation, molecular function: pheromone receptor activity. Gene Ontology annotation, biological process: G protein-coupled receptor signaling pathway.